Molecule: messenger RNA, 1947 nt
Organism: Anolis carolinensis (green anole)
Lineage: Eukaryota; Metazoa; Chordata; Lepidosauria; Squamata; Anolidae
Product: retinoic acid-induced protein 3
Exons: 3
Coding region: 641-1753 (370 amino acids)
Biological process (GO): G protein-coupled receptor signaling pathway
Cellular component (GO): plasma membrane; extracellular exosome; signaling receptor complex
Molecular function (GO): G protein-coupled receptor activity; protein kinase activator activity
Source: RefSeq, a predicted model, not a curated record
CCACUUGAAUCAAUGAAAAGAAUAUUGUGUUGGUAGUGGGAGUGGUAAAUAUUGCAUUAUUAUUCAUUUUCAUUAAUUGCAUUCAUAGCUUGUCUGUUUUCCAAAGAGUUCAGGGCAGCGUACAUGGUUCUUCUUCUCUUAACUUUAUCCUCAUGACAAUCAUGUGAGGGAAGUCAAUCAGAAAGAAUGGAUGGUUAGUAAGUUUCUGAAACCUGGCUCUCUCAAGUUUUGGUCCAAAAAUCUCAUAUCAUUCCCACUGUUGCUGCUGCUGCUGUUAUAACAACAUCACUUACCCCCCCCCCCCCCAAGUUUGGACUAUACUUGAUGGAAACAAUGACCAUAAAACUAAAUGAUCAUUUUAUUCUAUAAUAAAAGCAAUAGCAAAAUACCUUGAAACCACUGGGCACAAUUUUCCUUGGGGAAAGCCAACAUUAAAAUACAGUUUUCUUUUGAAAGUCACCUCAUGUCAAUGCUAAUUUUAACCUAUCUGUAAAAUUAAGAUUCAUUUACCUGCCUGACAACAGCGUUACACAUCAGCAUCAGUAAUUGCACUCAGAUUUUAGGAUCACCGAAUUUUAUCACAAUUUCUUUUUCUUCCCUGAAGUUGCUCCCUCCAAUUAGGUCAGAAGCACCAUUUGUCAUGGCUACCACAGUGGCACCCCCGCCUUCUCCUCCUCCUGGUUGUGGCAACAUUGACCCCGAUUAUUAUUUCCUCUGUGACACCUGUGAAGCCUGGGGCAUUGGACUGACGACUGUGGCCGCUGCAGGCAUCCUGACCUCUCUGAUACUCUUGCUGUUAUUCACCAUGCUUGCUUGCAUAGUUGAAGACAAAAACAAGAAAAGCAUGGUCCCCAUUCAGUUCUUCUUCAUCAUGGGCACUUUGGGAAUCUUCAGCCUCACCUUUGCAUUCAUCGUCCGACUCAAUAAGAAGACUGGCCCUGCUCGCUUCCUCUUACAUGGGGUCCUAUUUGCCCUCUGCUUCUCCUGCCUUCUGACCCAUGGCUUCAACCUCAUUAGGCUAGUGAGAGGGAAGGUCCCUUACUCACAACGAUCACUGCUGUUCUGUGUUCUUGGAUUCACAUUGGUUCAAAUUAUCAUAGCUGUCAAAUACAUUGUCAUUACAGUAGAAAGAGAUAGUAUUGAUUUGGCCAGAAUGGGAAGACAACAACGCAACAAGGACUUUGUCAUGCUGGCAAUCUAUGUGGUUGUCCUAAUGGUCCUUGCUUUUGUAACUUCCAUGUUCACUUUCUGUGGAGCAUAUAAAGGGUGGAAGAAGCAUGGGACACACAUCUUUGUCACUCUGCUGUUCUCCAUGGUCAUCUGGAUUACAUGGAUCUUUGUAUUCCUGAGGAGCAGCAUGUCUUAUGAGAGUACGCAAAGCAAGUGGGAUGACCCUGUCAUUAGUGUUACUCUGGUGGUGAAUGGAUUGGUUUUCCUGGUGCUAUAUAUAGUGCCAGAGAUCUGCUUUCUUGCUUCCCCAUGCAAGCCUGAAGACUACCCCCCAAAGAAAUCCACAGUCACACAACUGAGUAUUGAAGCAGGAAGUACUCAAGCACCCGAUAAAGAAGGUACUGAGGAAGACGUCUUGCUUUCAGCAAAUGAGAAUUGUCUUCAGCCAAAGAUCCUAAAAUCCAAACCACGUAUCUCAAUCCCUCGGGCAACAUUACUUCCAGCCUACAAGCAAGAUAUUGUGGUGUGCUCUGAAUCCAAGACAGGACCAACCAGAGAAACACUCAAGCAAUACUUCUGCUAACCAUGAAAUCCAGAAAAUAGUUGAUGUUUUGUUCAAUGAUGACUGUGCUUUUGUUUCUAGCCUUUGAUUCUCUGUCUGUUGACUUCUGCCCAAUUAAAAUGCUCAACAAAAGAUUUCUAAAUAGAACAUGAACAUCUUCUAAACAUAUUCUAGCCAUUCUUCUUUGUUCCCUUUUAAAAACUCACUCAACCUUG